AACACUCCCCCGGUCUGCACAGCGAGCUGUAAAAACAGAUAGGGCUGGAGACACGUACUUCACGUCCACAGCACCGCCAGGAGGAAGCAACAACGCACGCAGUUACUCAUGCCGGGGCUGCACGAGUGACGCCGUGGCUCGCUGGAAAUUCACUCCACUUUCUAACUAACAGAUCAGCUGCACACGAAGAAGGAGAUUUUCCUCGGCUUCCUGAAACAACGCCACACUGUUAAUUCCACGUUUAAACAAGACGGGACUGACGUAUAAGAGUACCAGAGCGAGCAAACGCGCUUCAUUUCUGAAAGUUUUCAGCGGCUAUGGGUUCCCCGGCAUCGUUUUUGCCUCUAGUCGGGUUGGUCUUGUUUCUGUUGGGCGCUAGUAGUACUAUUACCUCGCAGCAGGACCCGGGUCCGGAUCCAUCCUCCCCCGGAUCCGCCGCGCACAGGUGCUUCUGUCAGGUUACAGGUCACCUGGAUGAUUGCACCUGUGACGUGGAGAGCAUCGACCACAUCAACAACCACAAACUCUUCCCAAAGUUACAGAGGCUCCUGCAGACGGAUUACUUCAGGUUUUACAAGGUGAAUCUUAAUAAGCCGUGUCCUUUCUGGAAUGACCACAGCCACUGUGGGAUAAGACACUGCGCUGUGAAGCUUUGUGAACUGAAUGAAGUUCCUGAUGGGAUUAAAUCGGACAGUUUCAAGUACUCUGAAGAAGCCCAGGGUGAGCUGGAGGAGUGUGGGAAAGCAGAGAAGCUCGGAGCCGUCAACAGCUCGCUCAGCGAGGAGACUCGUCGGGCCAUGCUGGAGUGGAGCAGACACGAUGACACAGCCGACCGCUUCUGUGAGGCUGACGACGAGCAGUCUCCAGACUCCCAGUACGUGGACCUGCUUUUGAACCCGGAGCGAUUCACUGGAUACAAGGGGCCGGCCGCCUGGAGGAUCUGGAACAGCAUCUACGAGGAAAACUGCUUCAAGCCAUCUACUGUCAGGAGACCCUUAAACCCACUGGUGUCUGGCCAAGGAUCAGCUGAAGGCACGCUAUUUUACAGCUGGCUGGAAGGGUUGUGUGUUGAGAAAAGAGCCUUCUUCAGACUGCUGUCUGGGCUGCACGCCAGCAUCAACGUUCAUCUCAGCGCCCGAUACCUGCUGGACGAUAACUGGUCCGGGCAGCGGUGGGGUCACAAUAUCAGCGAGUUCCAGCAGCGCUUCGACGCGGAGCUCACCGAGGGGGAGGGGCCUCGGCGCCUGCGCAACCUCUACUUCCUGUUCCUGAUUGAGCUGCGAGCGUUGUCCAAGGUGUUGCCCUACUUUGAGAGGCCUGACUUCCUGCUGUACACCGGGGACCCCGCCCAAGACAGUAGAAACAAGGACCUCCUGCUAGAGCUCCUCCGCCUGGCCAAAUCUUUUCCUUUGCACUUUGAUGAAAAUUCCAUGUUUGCCGGGGAUAAGAAGGAAGCAGCGAAGCUGAAGGAGGACUUCCGCUUCCAUUUUCGGAACAUUUCCCGGAUCAUGGAUUGCGUCGGCUGCUUCAAGUGCAGACUCUGGGGAAAACUGCAGACCCAGGGCCUAGGCACAGCUCUGAAGAUUCUGUUCUCCGAGAGGCAGAUUGAGUCCCUGCCCGAGUCUGGCUCCUCCCCCUCCAGCUUCCAGCUGACGAGGCAGGAGGUUGUGGCGCUCCUCAACGCUUUCGGGAGAAUUUCAACGAGUAUAAAGGAACUUGAGCACUUCCGAGACCUGCUGGCGAAGGUACAGUGAGGGACCAUCCGCUACGGACGCUGAAAACUGGAAAGAAGAAUUCCAAACCUUCUCAACCCGUCCUUUCCUCUAUUUCUCAACAAGAAAACAGGAGGACCCAGGAGGGCUGAUAUCUGUCUGCUUUGCACGAUUGUCAGGGUGAUGAGCUCAUUUUAUGAAGGCUUUUAAAAUAUGUUUGUGUUUGUAAAUGCAUUACUGGCAGGAUCGAUGAUUUGAGCUAAAACAUCCUCCCCUUUAAUUUUGUAACUCCCAGUGUUUGAAAUGCCCCGGCCCCACUUCUCCCAACCAGGGAGCUGCUUGCUGCUCUUUGUGGAAUUUGAAUUAACUGGGCAGGUUUACUGGUGAUCUGCAGAAAAUUCAUGUUUGAUCAUCUCUUAUUUUACACAGCAGGUAUUGCACUAAUCAACCACUAGAGGGUACUAUACACUGUAUAAUAGAAAGAAACAGCAGAGGGAAAAGUAACCUAUAAAAGGGAGUGGAUAUGGUGUUUGAGAUUCUUUUGGUCAUCUGUAUCUUUGUACAGAACCUGUGAUUAAUGUCGCUGCAAGGGUCUGGCAGAUCCUCCUGCACAGAAAGAGCCUUCUUGGUUUAUGUUUUUUGUGUGUGUGUAUAUGUUGUGUAAUGAAAAUAAUCAAAUACAGCUUUUUUUUUGUUCCCA
Molecule: messenger RNA, 2412 nt
Organism: Acipenser ruthenus (sterlet)
Lineage: Eukaryota; Metazoa; Chordata; Actinopteri; Acipenseriformes; Acipenseridae
Product: ERO1-like protein alpha
Exons: 16
Coding region: 318-1754 (478 amino acids)
Biological process (GO): protein folding in endoplasmic reticulum
Cellular component (GO): endoplasmic reticulum; endoplasmic reticulum membrane
Molecular function (GO): thiol oxidase activity; FAD binding; protein-disulfide reductase activity
Source: RefSeq, a predicted model, not a curated record